CUGCAGACAUGGAGGCUUUUCAACGACGACUGUUUUGUUUUCCUCCUGCAAAAUUGUGCUUUUCAUUGCUCUACAUUUCUCUGUCAUUUAACUUAUUUUGUUGCUCAGCUGACAGAAAUGACAGACCUAUAAUUGGUGUUUUGGCUCAGGAGGUUUUUUCGCCCAAACCGAACGAGUCUGCUUACAUUGCUGCCUCUUAUGUGAAGUUUCUGGAGUCUGCUGGAGCCAGAGUUGUGCCCGUCAUGAUUAAACAAACUCUGGAAGAGUACAAGACUCUGUUCAACUCCAUCAAUGGCAUCCUGUUUCCAGGUGGAGGUGCCAGCAUCAUCUCCUCCGAGUACCAACGGGCUGCAGAAGCCUUUUAUGAGCUUGGAAUUGAGGCGAACAAGAACGGCGACUAUUUUCCCAUGUGGGGAACCUGUCUGGGGUUUGAGCAGCUGACGUAUCUGACGAGUGGAAAGUUUCUGCUGACACACACCAACACGAGCGGUGUGGUGUUGCCUCUGGACUUCACCAAAGACGUCAACGACAGCAGGAUGUUUAAAGGCUUUCCAGGUGAACUAAUGGCAGCUCUGUCCACCGAGAAGAUUACAGAAAACUCUCAUCAGUGGAGUUUAACGACAUCGGAUUACAACACAAAUGCGGAGCUGACGAGGUUCUACAAAGUUCUCUCCACAAACACGGAUGGAAACGUGGAGUUUGUGUCAACAGUUGAAGCUUAUGAUUAUCCGAUUUAUGGGACGCAGUGGCAUCCAGAGAAGAAUGCAUUUGAGUGGACCAGGCCUUACAUUGCUCAUUCUCCAGCAGCGGUCAAGACAACCUUCUACAUGGCUCAAUUCUUUGUCAGUGAAGCGAGGAAGAACUUCCACCGAUUUGAGUCCAAAGAAGAAGAGAGCAAAGUGCUGAUAUACAACUAUAAUCCUGUUUACACGGGGGACGUCUCUGCCUUCGAGCAGAUCUAUUUGUUUUGAUGCCUCAUUGCAAAGUUUUUUUGUCUGCUCAGCGGCUGAUUCGCUGCUUUGAGACCUGAACAUUUCUUUUGAUGCUCCUUUUUUAACAUUUUUUUAAAUCUGAAAACCAUCGGGACACUAAAUAUAGAAUAGAUGUAUGCUGGAAAUAUGAAUAACGAUUCCACAAAAACUUCCCAGCAUGCAUCAAAGAUGCUGUAGCUGCACUUUGGAAAGCUCCUGCAGAUAGUCACAUUUUAAGGCCUCUUUAUCUCAGAAUUAUUACCUUACUUAGCGGCUCCCCUGCAGGCAGUCGGCGGCUCGGCGGUGAUAACAGUGGAGGGUCUGGUGUUUCAGCUGUAACAAUGUGUCGGCCAGAAUAAUAUAACACCGAGUCGGGCCUUGUCAUGGGAACGACACAUUUAGGAGCCAUCAGGGUUUCCUUUGGUGACAUAAAGCAGG
This is a messenger RNA of Cololabis saira (Pacific saury), 1409 nucleotides long. RefSeq names its product gamma-glutamyl hydrolase (conjugase, folylpolygammaglutamyl hydrolase) (gene ggh). The transcript is spliced from 9 exons. The record is from RefSeq and is a predicted model, not a curated record. Gene Ontology annotation, cellular component: vacuole. Lineage: Eukaryota; Metazoa; Chordata; Actinopteri; Beloniformes; Belonidae. Bases 9 to 971 code for a protein of 320 amino acids. Gene Ontology annotation, biological process: tetrahydrofolylpolyglutamate metabolic process. Gene Ontology annotation, molecular function: gamma-glutamyl-peptidase activity.